This is a messenger RNA of Anolis sagrei ordinatus, 2159 nucleotides long. Lineage: Eukaryota; Metazoa; Chordata; Lepidosauria; Squamata; Anolidae. The record is from RefSeq and is a predicted model, not a curated record.
AGCUGUCAGGAUGCUCCCUCAGCUCUUCGUGCAGGUUUCUGUCCUGCUCGUGUGUGAUGCCGUCUUCCUCUCCUUUCUAAAUGGGUGGUGGCCCUCCCUGGCCCUCCUGGGGGCCCUGGCUGCAUGGGUGGAAGCCACCCUGCGCCUACUGUUUCUUGGGGGACUUGGGGGGCUUCUCCCUCUGGGCCAACCCUCCCAGGCCCUCCUUGUGACAAUGGCCACUGUAGUCCUGCUGGCCCCCUUCAACCAGGCGGUGGGGCACUGGUUGGGAGACCCCCCUCUCAUGCUCUCUUCAGCCCCUUGGUCCUGGAUGCUGGUGGGCUAUGCGGUGGGGGGCCUGGCCCUUCUGAUUUGGGAGAUCCUGGGUCAAGGGGCCUCCACGGAGAAGGGCAAGGAAGGGGACAAGGCUGCCUUCUGGAAAGUGGUGAAGCUCUUCCGUCCGGAUGCUCUGUACCUGGCGGGGGCCUUUUUCUUCCUCACCAUGGCGGUCGUGGGUGAAACUCUUAUUCCGUACUAUACUGGACGCCUGAUUGACAUCUUGAACACCAAAUAUGACUCAGAUGCUUUCUCCUUGGCCAUCCUCUCUGUCUGCCUGGUGUCCCUUGGCAGUUCUCUGUCUGCCGGCUGCCGUGGGGGACUGUUCACGUUCACUAUCUCUCGGAUGGUUGUCCGGGUGCGCCAACUCCUCUUCUCUUCCUUGAUGAGGCAGGAUGUGGCUUUCUUCCAGGAGCUGAAAACAGGGGACUUGACCUCCCGCCUCUCCAAGGACACAACCAUGAUGAGCUACUCAGUGCCCCUCAAUGCCAACAUCUUGCUCCGCAGCCUGAUCAAGGUAGUCGGGCUCUACGGGUUCAUGCUCAGUGUCUCCUGUCGCCUGACCCUGCUGUCACUCAUCGAGACACCGAUUAUGCUGGCGACACAGAAGUUCUAUGACAGACGUCACCAGGCCUUGUUACUGGAGAUCCAGGACUCCAUUGCACGCUCCGGAGAAGUGGUCCGUGAGACAGUCUCUUCCAUCGAGACAGUGCGCAGCUUUGCCACCGAGGAGGAAGAAUCACAGCGCUAUGAUGCAGCAUUAAAGGAAACCCAUCGGCUCAAGAACCAGAGAGAUCUGGAGAAAGCCAUCUAUUUACUCAUACGACGGUUACUUGGUCUGGGCCUGAAGCUGUUACUCCUUUACUUCGGAUACCAACAGAUCCUCACUGGCCUUGUAACCAAAGGGAACCUGGUUUCCUUCAUCCUGUACCAGAUGGAAGUGGGGGGAUAUGUGCAGACCCUGAUGUAUAUAUAUGGAGAUGCCCUUAGCAAUGUGGGGGCUGCUAAAAAGGUGUUUGAAUACCUUCGCCGGGAGCCGUCAGUUCAUACAGAGGGGACGUUGGCUCCAGAGGUCCUCCGAGGGCACGUCUCGUUCAAGAACAUUUCUUUUUCCUAUCCCUCUCGCCCUGACGUCCAAGUUUUAAAGAAUGUCUCCUUUGAGCUCCGUCCUGGGGAGGUGACCGCACUGGUGGGACUGAAUGGCAGCGGGAAGAGCACCUGCGUGGCCCUCCUGGAACGGUUCUUUGAGUCCCAGUCGGGGGAAAUCCUAUUGGAUGACGUCCCAAUCCAGGAGUAUGAACACAAAUAUCUACACCGACAGGUGGCACUUGUGGGUCAAGAGCCCACCCUCUUCUCUGGAUCCAUUCGGAACAAUAUUGCCUAUGGGGUGGAGGACUGCAGCCUGGAGGACGUGACUGCUGCAGCUGAAGAAGCCAAUGCCUUGGGAUUUAUCCGUGAGCUGGAAGGAGGGUUCGGUGCAGAUGUUGGAGAGAAGGGAGGCCAGUUGUCCGCAGGGCAGAAGCAGCGCCUGGCCAUUGCCCGGGCCCUGAUCCGGAAGCCAAAGGUCUUGGUGCUGGAUGAAGCCACAAGUGCCCUGGAUGUGGAGAGUGAAGCUGCGGUGAGUAUGCAGUGGAAUAGCCGCCAGGCCCGGGUAGUGCUGGUGAUCGCUCAUCGGAUGCAGACGGUGGAGAACGCACACAAAAUUGUGGUGCUAGAAGGCGGGCAGGUUGUCGAGGAAGGGACGCACUCUGAACUGUUGGGCCAGAAGGGGCCCUACUUCAGGCUGGUCCAGAGGAGCUCCACAGAGUGACAUUGGAGUGAAGAUGGACGCUUUGUGGACAAAU